Messenger RNA from Patella vulgata (common limpet), 1632 nucleotides. RefSeq lists its product as uncharacterized. The record is from RefSeq and is a predicted model, not a curated record. NCBI's taxonomy places the organism in Eukaryota, Metazoa, Mollusca, Gastropoda, Patellidae. The transcript has 8 exons. Bases 102 to 1397 code for a protein of 431 amino acids.
UAGUGAAGUGUGUUUUAUAGACAAUAUCCAAAUGUACUGCCAUGUUAUGAACAUUAAUAUCAAGAAAGUGUAAUCAUAUUCAGAGAAUUAUUUUAUAUAAGAUGAUUUUAAGAAUAUAUAUCAUUUUACUGGUUGGUCAGAGUUUACAUCAAGUUAUAUCUGAUCAGCUUAUUCUAGGAGUCUCACCAGAUGAAGAAAGAUGUAACUAUUUGAUUCUCACCUGUUUAAGUUCACGUGGUUUUAGACGAACCAAUGUGGAGAUUAUAUCAUGGUUUAGAAAUGAUAGUUGGUUUGGGAAUACUAACUUAAAGACUCACUGUGUUUACGAUACCUGGAUGACUAUGAAUAACUAUGAAUGUAAAUCUACACAACAUGAAAUAGUUAUUAAAUCUGUAGAGAAAGAAAUUGGUACAGAAUGGAAAUGUCAAGAAUAUGCGACCCAACGAAGCUUUGCAACGUCAAGAAUUACAUCUGAAUCGGUUAAAACUGCUUAUCAAGAAAUUGAACUCCUAUCUAACUCUCAGAAUAUUACUGUAAAUUCUGGUGAACCAGUGCAACUAGCCUCGAAAUUUCGGCUAUACGGCCAUUACAAUAACAUUACCUGUGUCAGACGGUUAUUUUGGUCAAUGACAGCAGAAAGACAUGCCGGUAGUACAUAUAAUAUUACAGAUAAAGUACUAACCGUUACACAACAUAUAGAUGUGGUAACAGAAAGAGAUUUUGGGCUCUACUAUUGUCAAGUUUGUAGUAAAUGUGUCUGUCGUACCUCUCAACAAAUUGGAUUGAUAGUUAAACCAUUUAUUGCCACAGCCAGCACCACCACCAUCACCUCGAAUGUUAUAGAAGAAUCGUCUGAGGGUUCUGUGGGAAUCAGCACCAUAGCUGUGAUUAGUAUCACCACCCCUUCCUCAAAUAUUUCAGAAGAAUCUUCAGAUGGUUCUGUGGGAAUGAGCACUACAGUUAUAGUUGGUGUUGCUUGUGGUGGAACAGCUGUCUUGAUAGUACUCAUACUACUUGUGGUUCUGGUAGUCAAACGGAACAGAACACAUACCCAGGAGAAGAAAAUGGCGGCAAUGACAGACAGAAUUCGACCAACAGGAGGAUCCUCUUCUUCUGUAAAUGAAGAUCCCACUCGGUUCAUUGAGGAAUGGAACAAUCCGGUGUACAACAUGGACCAGUUUUCACAAAGCAAUGCACCAAUGGGCGCUGGCGUUACUGACAAAGACGAUUCAAACUCAGGAAAUGUGUACGCCAAGGUUAUUAAGAAACGUCCAUUUACGCCGCAACAAAACAAUGACGUUUACAGUCAAGUUAAUAAAAUAACUAAACCAAAACAAAAAGCACAAAUUAAUGAUAUAUAUAGCACUGUACAGAAACACAGAAAUGGAAGAGAUUAGUUUGUUGUCAAAGAGGCGAUUGCACAUACAUAUAUCCAGUAUCCCGAUUAAGACCGGACCAAACAAAAUAAAGAUCCGAUUUAAAUGUAUUAAAUUAUACUCUAGAAUAUUAUCAUAUUUCUCUAUCUAAUUUAAUAUGUUUAUUAUAAAGUUUUAGUUUUGUGUAGAUUAUACCCAAUUUUAGAUCGAUACUAUUAUUUGUUCAAUUUGUAAAUAUAUCUAUAUAUAUACUAUU